Molecule: messenger RNA, 699 nt
Organism: Auanema sp. JU1783
Lineage: Eukaryota; Metazoa; Nematoda; Chromadorea; Rhabditida; Rhabditidae
Source: the annotation of a GenBank genome assembly
AUGAUUGAGAAAACCAAAGAAAUGAUGCAAAUCCUACUUCUUGUGCUCGUCAGCGUUGUCAACGGACAAUUCCUAGGAAGCUCACUUUUCAGCGCUUUAAAUAAUUAUAAUGAUAAUGAUAUGUGUCGAUAUAUUUCCUGUCCUUUUGGACAAUACUGUUGGAAUGGUAACUGUAUAAGUAGUGCAGCAUCAUUAGGAAAUAUCAGAGGUACCGGUGGGGUCGGUGGUCUUGGGGCUCUUGGAGGUCUUGGAGGCGUUGGAGGAUUAGGCGCCUUAACUUCAGCUGCAUCCAUUUAUAACUACGGAACUGCUAAUAGAGGCUUGAUGGGAAGUUCCUAUGGAUAUGGGAGUGGUGUAUCUCCUUAUGGGUUGGGAGCUGGAAUGGGAAUGGGCCAGUUGAACGGCCUUCAAAACUGUAACUUGAUGCAACAAUGCUUGAAUGGUCAGAUUUGUGUGAACGGCUACUGCAGUCGAAGCAAUGUAGCUUAUAGCGGAAGUCAGAUCAUGCCUACCCAACAGAGUUGCGCUACCGGGGCAGUUUGUCCUGUAGGCCAGUACUGCAUUGGAGGAGUGUGUAUCCCGAAUGCUAUGUCAACUACUUUUGCUUGUCAAAAUGGAAUUUCCUGUCCGAUGGGAAUGAUCUGCCAACUGGGCCGCUGUCUUCACAACGGCUUGCCGAUGUUGGGCCGUAAGAAAUGA